GCAGGGGCGGGAGCAAUGGCAGGGGUGAGCUCACCUGUCAGCCUGUUGCUGGGGCGCAAAGUGGCAUCUUUUGGCCGCGAUUUCAAAGCAUUGCCUUGUCUGUUGCCACACCGUCUGUUGCUUCAGAUUUAUUCAUCCAUUGUUUUGUUCUUGGUGGCUUUUUGCUGUUGUUCCAUCAUCCCUAGAAUUGCAUUGACGUCACCUUGUAUCGAAUCCGUCCACUUCCACACCCGUCAUUCACCAUCAUCAUGGUGUUGCUCAAGAGCUUCGUGCUCGCUGGCCUCGCGGCCGCCGCUGCCGCCAAGUCGGCUGUCCUCGACCUCGUCCCCGGCAAUUUCGACGACGUGGUCCUGAAGUCCGGCAAGCCGACCCUCGUCGAGUUCUUCGCUCCCUGGUGCGGCCACUGUAAGACCCUCGCUCCCGUCUACGAGGAGCUCGCCCUGGCCUUCGAGCACGGCAAGGACAAGGUUCAGAUCGCCAAAGUCGACGCCGACGCCGAAAGGGAGCUCGGAAAGCGCUUUGGCGUGCAGGGCUUCCCUACGCUGAAGUUCUUCGAUGGCAAGAGCGACAAGCCGACCGAGUACAAUGGCGGGCGGGACCUGGAGUCCCUGUCCGAGUUUAUCACCGAGAAGACGGGUGUCCGGUCGAGGAAGAAGGUGGCCAAGCCCAGCAGCGUGGUCAUGCUCACGGAUUCGACCUUCAAGAAGCAGAUUGGCGGUGACAAGAACGUCCUGGUGGCGUUCACCGCCCCGUGGUGCGGACACUGCAAGAGCCUCGCGCCGACCUGGGAGACGAUCGCCGAGAACUUCGAGACCGAGUCCAAUGUUUUGAUUGCCAAAGUCGACGCCGACGCCGAGACCGGCAAGGGCACCGCGUCCGAGUAUGGCGUGAGCGGCUACCCGACGAUCAAGUUCUUCCCCGCCGGCAGCACCACCCCCGAGGACUACAACGGUGGACGGAGCGAGGAGGCGCUCGUCGCGUUCCUGAACGAGAAGGCGGGCACCCACCGUGCCGUCGGUGGCGGUGUUGACUCCACGGCCGGCACCGUCGAGGCGCUCGAUAACAUUGUGGCCAAGCUGCUUGGCGGGACCACGCUGGCCGAGGCUGCGGCCGAGGCGAAGAAGACUGCCGAGGACCUCAAGGACCAGGCGCAGGCCAAGUACGCCGAGUACUAUGUGCGUGUGUUUGACAAGCUGAGCAAGGCUGAGGGGUAUGUGGCCAAGGAGCUUGCGCGUCUGGAGGGCAUCAUCAGGAAGGGUGGGCUGGCUCCCACCAAGCAGGAUGAGCUGAAGAGCAAGACCAAUGUCCUCCGUAAGUUCGCCGAGAAGGCGACGGGUGACGAGGAGAAGGAGGAGCUGUAAGCCAGCAUGCAUCUUGUCAUGCAGGUAGAGCCAGCAGUGUAUGGAUAAUGACU
Molecule: messenger RNA, 1414 nt
Organism: Chaetomium fimeti
Lineage: Eukaryota; Fungi; Ascomycota; Sordariomycetes; Sordariales; Chaetomiaceae
Product: thioredoxin-like protein
Exons: 2
Coding region: 249-1361 (370 amino acids)
Biological process (GO): protein folding
Cellular component (GO): endoplasmic reticulum
Molecular function (GO): protein disulfide isomerase activity
Source: RefSeq, a predicted model, not a curated record